Messenger RNA from Penicillium vulpinum, 1713 nucleotides. Its product is annotated as fungal specific transcription factor domain-containing protein. Lineage: Eukaryota; Fungi; Ascomycota; Eurotiomycetes; Eurotiales; Aspergillaceae. Gene Ontology annotation, cellular component: nucleus. The transcript has a single exon. Gene Ontology annotation, molecular function: transcription cis-regulatory region binding; DNA-binding transcription factor activity. The coding region runs from base 1 to 1713 and encodes 570 amino acids. The record is from RefSeq and is a predicted model, not a curated record. Gene Ontology annotation, biological process: positive regulation of transcription by RNA polymerase II.
AUGGCUGAGUGCACCGACCCUCCCCUUGAUAUCAAUGUGUCAUUACCCGCCGAUUCUCCCCCUCUCGAUUUUCUUUCCUUUUUGGAACCCUUUCAGGAUUCUCCCUCGCUCGUAGAUUCGUUGGUUCCCGGUGCUGAUGCUGAUCCUGUUAGACAUAUGUCUUUUGGUCCAGAGCAGCCAGAUACCGAUGUAUCGGGUCUGAGCUUUUCUCAGCUCUUGGAAGAUGAAAAUGAUGAUAUUGAGGAGAUAAUCCGGAAGGCAGAUCCAGGGCUGGGACCUUGGAACUUCACAUUGCCAGAUGAAGAUUCUUUCAAUCUCAGGACUCCAAGCAUAUCAGACAACCCACCUUUACCGCCAGAAAGUCCAGAAAUGCUCGUACUUCGGUUUGAUAAGCUCACCUGUGGAAUUUUAUCUGUCAAAGAUGGUGCAUUAGAGAAUCCAUGGCGCACACUCAUUUGGCCGUUGGCGAAAGACACGCCUGCACUUCGUCAUGCCAUCUUUGCUUUAACGGCUUUCCACUCAAGCAAGCAAAAUCCCCAUCUUCGGGUGCAAGGAGUAAAGUACAUGCGCCAGAGCAUAACUGGUCUAGUUGGGCAAAUUCAAAAUAUGAGAGCGGAUGCUGCGCUGGCAACUAGUCUGGCGUUAGCAUUUGCCGAUACCUGGGACCAACACACCCGCACAUGCAUUCAACAUUUGCGAGGUGCAAAAGCUUUAAUGUGCCAGGUCAUCGCAGCCGGUAUGCAGGGAGGUGUUAGCGACGAGGAAUUGGACCGCAUUCGGUUCCUAUAUAACACAUGGUCCUAUAUGGACGUGAUUGCGCGACUGACUUCUUUGGAUGAGUGUGGCCCGCAAAGCUGGGAUUCUUCAAUUUUCGAUCUUCCGAGUGAUACAGUUCAUGAUAUUGAUCCCUUGAUGGGCUGUGCAACUACUCUAUAUCCUCUCAUGAGUCGUGUAGCAAAGCUCAUCCAGCAUGUGCGGAAGAGUUCAUCGAAUACAGUUUCGGUUGUGGCUCAAGCUAUGGAACUUAAAGCUCUUGUCGAGCAGUGGGAGCCACCACACUGGUUUGAACCACCGGAUGACCCCAAUUCCGAGGUUCAGCAUAGCAUUCAAGUUGCACAUGCCUAUCGCUGGGCAACGUUGCUGUACCUGCACCAGGCUGUCCCAGAGAUACCCUCCGAGCCAGCCGACGAAUUAGCAAAGAGAGUUCUGAUCUUGCUUGCCACUGUUCCCUAUACUUCCCGAACUACUAUCAUACAGAUGUUCCCUCUUCUAGCCGCUGGCUCCGAGGUUGACACCGACGAUGACCGAAAAUGGGUCUUGGAUCGAUGGACCACAAUUCAGUCUCGCUUGAUGCUAGGUGGUGUAGACCGUUGUUUGGAGGUAUUGAAAGAGGUCUGGGAACGUCGCGAUGCAAUGAAUGCCAGAAGAGAGCGACAAAUGGCUGUUUCACGGCGUGCUGAAUCUUUUUCAUCCGGAGACGGACAGAAAAUGAGCUCCUCAUUGCCAGCCGAUUUCCGCAAACACAGUCUCAACGGUUCCCACAAGGGCCCAACAGGAGGAAGACCAGGGCAACCUGUAUCGAGGAUUGCACGACGGGGCUCCGCACUCGCUUCACUUGAAAAUAUUGAAUUUGAACGAACCGUGCGCGGAAAAUUGCAUUGGGUGAAUGUUAUGGCUGAGUGGGGAUGGGAAGGUGGGUUUGACAACUAUUGA